AUGCCUCGACAUGCCUUCAGUCUAGCGAUCCGAACCCUCUCUCGGGGUGUAGGAGUCCGCUAUAUCCACCUCCCACCACGUAUCCUCCCAGUCUCCAUCCCACAAUCCAGACGAACAAAGCUAUUACCCAUUACUCCCAUUAUCGUAGUAAAAGGAGGAGGGUAUAUCAACGGAAGGAGAACAUACUGCGACGACCUCUCCGGAAACUCGAGUUUUAGCGGAAACUGGGCGAAUGAUUUUUAUGAUUUUGAUAAUACUACCACUACUUCUGGCAAUUCAACGUCUCAACCACCGAUGUCGGCGCCACCAGCUUCGUUUUGGAGUAAACUGCCGGAUUAUACAAGUACAAUUCAAUCUAAAUCCCAAGAGGCAGAUACAAAAGAAACCACUUCAUCAUCACAACCACCAAAAAGUAGUUUCUCGGAUGAAGACCUAGAAAUCAUCAACCAAACCGCCGCCAUCACCGCCACAAUCACCAGCCCUCCUAGAAAUAAAUUUACAACAAAAGCCCCAGAAGAGCAAGAAGAAACCUCCCAUAUCAUCCAAAAGACCGUCGGAGAAAUAACUAAGCACAUGAAAUUCCCCGAUCCAGACGUCUGGGCGGAUGCACCCGAUUCUAUGGACAAGAAUACUACCACCAGCCGCACCCCGGAAUUUGCAACAGCAGGAUCGGCGGUAUCCACGAUAGCGAGGAAGUCCUAA
Molecule: messenger RNA, 702 nt
Organism: Orbilia oligospora ATCC 24927
Lineage: Eukaryota; Fungi; Ascomycota; Orbiliomycetes; Orbiliales; Orbiliaceae
Exons: 1
Coding region: 1-702 (233 amino acids)
Source: RefSeq, a predicted model, not a curated record